This is a messenger RNA of Salvia hispanica, 1401 nucleotides long. RefSeq names its product choline kinase 1 (gene CK1). The record is from RefSeq and is a predicted model, not a curated record. Gene Ontology annotation, cellular component: cytoplasm. NCBI's taxonomy places the organism in Eukaryota, Viridiplantae, Streptophyta, Magnoliopsida, Lamiales, Lamiaceae. Gene Ontology annotation, molecular function: choline kinase activity; ethanolamine kinase activity. Gene Ontology annotation, biological process: phosphatidylcholine biosynthetic process; phosphatidylethanolamine biosynthetic process.
UUAUUAUUUAAAUUAUUUUUAUCCCAUAUUUUCAACGUUUUCAUCUCUAUAAAUGCAGACUCUUCUCUUCUCUCCCUUCAUAUUGCAGAAGUUGAAACAUUUCCAAGACUUGUUUUUUAUUUUAUUUUCGAGGGUUUAAUAUAUUUUCUUAAUUGAAGUUGAAGCAUUUUUGGAAGAAUUAACAUAAAAGAGAUGGCGGUGAAGACGAAUGGAUUUGUGGAGGGAAUUUGGCCGGAGGGAUUGAGGAAGCUUUUGAUGUCGCUUGCUUCGAAUUGGGGCGAAGUGUUUGAUGUUGAGGGCUUGAAGGUGGUUCAUUUGAGUGGUGCGAUGACGAAUGUGGUGUAUAGACUUAGUUGGCCUAUUAAGAAGGUUGAUGGAGAUGAUUGUGGUGGUGGAGUGAGGACGGUUUUGGUUCGGGUUUAUGGGGAUGGGCUCGAUCUGUUUUUUAACCGGGAGGAGGAGAUUAGGACGUUCGAGUGCUUGUCGGAGCAUGGUUACGGGCCUAAGCUCUUGGGGCAUUUCAAAGUGGGAAGAGUUGAGGAGUUCAUCUAUGCAAGGACUCUAUCAUCCGCUGAUCUCCGCGACCCCGAGACGUCCGCCCUGAUAGCAGCGAAGAUGAGGGAUUUCCACGAGCUCGAAAUGCCACCUCCAAAAGAGCCACUCCUAUGGAACAGACUGAGAAACUGGCUCUCUGAGGCCAAGAGCCUGUGCUCCCCCGGUGACGCCAACGAGUACAAACUACACAUCUUGGAGCAAGAAAUCAUCCUGCUAGAGGAGGCCAUAUCAAUGGAUCACCAAGAAAUCGGCUUCUGCCACAACGAUAUGCAGUACGGGAACAUCAUGAUCGAUGACAACGACUCGACCAUAACUAUAAUCGAUUAUGAAUAUGCAAGCUAUAAUCCUAUUGCAUAUGACAUUGCUAAUCAUUUUUGUGAAAUGGCUGCAAAUUAUCACACUGAUACACCUCAUAUAUUGGACUACACUAAUUAUCCAGGUGAAGAAGAGAGGAAGAGAUUCAUAAGGAAGUAUCUGAGCUCUUCAGGAAAAGAAGCAAGUGAGGCAUCAGUAGAUCAGCUAGCAGAUGAUGUGGAGAGAUACGCUCUUGCAAACCACCUCUUCUGGGGGCUGUGGGGGCUGAUCUCGGCAUAUGUGAGCCACAUUGAGUUUGAUUACAAGGAGUAUGCAAGGCAGAGGUUUGAACAGUACUGGUUGAGAAAGCCGGAAAUCUUGAAAGGCGGAGGCGGGGACGAGACGCCUGUGAACUCGGCUAGAGAUGUGUAGGAAGAGCCAAGAAAGUGUUCAUUCUUGAACCCCUUCUUUUUCAUAAAAAUUAUGUAUUGUAUAGUGAUACUAUAAUUUAAGUGUUCAAUCUAUACAUAUUGUGUUUAGUAGUUUUGAUAA